Molecule: messenger RNA, 273 nt
Organism: Cetraspora pellucida
Lineage: Eukaryota; Fungi; Glomeromycota; Glomeromycetes; Diversisporales; Gigasporaceae
Source: the annotation of a GenBank genome assembly
AUGUCUGAAGAAUUACCUGAUAUUUUAUCUUUCAAAAGAACUGGCCGAUCUACUGCUAUAGUCUUUGAUGAUCUUGCCAGUGAACUUCUGGCAACUCAACUAAAAAUCGUUCCUUUCUUUAGAACAUUAGAUAGUAUAAAACGAAUUCUUAAAGAUAUGUAUGAUGAUUAUGAGCCUCUAGCAAAAAAAGUUUAUGAAGUGAUAAAAAAACAUUUUAUGAUUAUUGAUAUCCGAAAACCAUUUGAUAACCCCUUAUCAAUUAGAUUUAGAUGA